CCGUCGGCGUUUAUAAUCCAACGGCCACAAACGGUUUUCAUCAUCUUCCCUUAUAUCUUCUCCACGCGCUCAUCGUCCCCUCCCUGAGUAGCCCUAAUUGGUUCGGACUCUCAGCUCAGAUCUCUUCCGAUCGCUUCGCACCACCGAUUGAGAAACCUCAGGAAUUUGAAUUUCUAAGACCGAAGAAUGGCUGUUCUCUAGCUUAGAUCCGGUAUUGAAGGGUUUAUGAACUCUGAUCCAUCCUAGCAGGCAACUCAAGUAUUAUUACUGGCAUACUUAAUUGUAGAAUGGCAGAUACAAUAUCUAGUUUCUGGGGUCCUGUCACAUCUCCUGAGUGGUGUGAAAAGAACUAUGUUUACUCUUCUUAUAUUGCCGAAUUCUUCAACACAGUAUCGAAUAUUCCUUGCCUCAUUUUAGCACUUAUUGGACUCGUAAAUGCUUUGAGACAAAGGUUUGAGAAGAGAUUUAGCGUUCUUCACAUAUCAAAUAUGAUCCUUGCCAUAGGAAGCAUGUUAUAUCAUGCCACCUUGCAACGAGUACAACAGCAAGGUGAUGAAACACCAAUGGUAUGGGAAAUGCUCCUCUAUAUCUACAUCCUUUAUUCACCAGAUUGGCACUACCGGAGCACGAUGCCUACAUUCUUAUUUCUAUACGGUGCUGCCUUCGCUGUUGUUCAUGCAAUUAUACGUUUUGGAGUGGGCUUUAAGGUACAUUAUGCAAUACUAUGUCUACUCUGCAUCCCUCGAAUGUACAAGUACUACAUUCACACGAACGAUAUACACGCAAAGCGGCUUGCAAAGUUAUACUUGACAACCAUCUCUCUUGGGACCGUUUGCUGGCUUUUUGAUCGCUUGUACUGCAGAAACAUCUCUAGCUGGUAUUUCAACCCUCAGGGUCAUGCAUUGUGGCAUGUCCUUAUGGGGUUCAAUUCUUAUUUUGCAAACACAUUUUUAAUGUUUUGUCGUGCUCAACAACUAGAGUGGAACCCGAGAGUAGUCCACUUUUUGGGAUUGUUUCCAUACGUGAAGGUUCAAAAACCGAAGAACCAGUGAUCGAAGUCAUGUCUUCGAACGAAACGACAUUCUUUGUUCUUGAAAUGGGUUUCUGGUUUUGGCUGGUUAUCAUCAAUAGGAUUAGACAUUCUUUUAUCCCCUCUUUGCCCGUUUAUUUUCCUUCUCAUAUGGAUGUAAAUCAUACUCAGAAUGUCUGUGCCAUUGAUUUAGAUUGGGUUUAUCUGAAGGUGUAAACUCGUGUUUCGUCUUACUCUUUUUUCACAGCAGUUUUCGAGUUUUACUGUUCUUGUAGAAAAUGUCUUAUAGGGAAUUUUUCAUUGAGUUUGCAAUAGAAUUGUCUUUCAAAGGCAGAUGAUGGGCUUCACUUGAACUCCUUAAAGAAUGACUGUGGCCCAUAUUGAUGCUA
Momordica charantia (bitter melon) is the source of this 1419-nucleotide messenger RNA. Its product is annotated as alkaline ceramidase. The record is from RefSeq and is a predicted model, not a curated record. Gene Ontology annotation, molecular function: hydrolase activity, acting on carbon-nitrogen (but not peptide) bonds, in linear amides. Gene Ontology annotation, biological process: autophagy; defense response to other organism; ceramide metabolic process. Lineage: Eukaryota; Viridiplantae; Streptophyta; Magnoliopsida; Cucurbitales; Cucurbitaceae. Gene Ontology annotation, cellular component: membrane.